AUGGGAAAGAUUAAUAGUGACUCCGUGGAGUUGACCUCACCAAGUGAGGUCCGCCAGGCUCUGCCCAUCGAAACUCACUGCUCAUCUCCAGCAGAUGCCAAGAAGACAUCAGACACAGAGGACCGAGGAACAUGGAAGGGGCGAUUCGACUUUUUGCUCUCCUGCGUGGGGUACGCCAUCGGGCUGGGAAAUGUGUGGAGAUUCCCGUAUUUGUGUGGAAAAAACGGAGGAGGAGCGUUCCUCAUCCCGUACUUCCUGACGCUGGUCUUUGCCGGGAUCCCGCUGUUCUUCCUCGAGACGGCUCUGGGACAGUUCACAUCUAUCGGGGGUCUUGGGGUGUGGAAACUGGCUCCCAUGUUUAAAGGGGUCGGCAUGGCCGCUGUGGUGCUGUCAUUUUGGCUUAAUAUUUACUACAUUGUGAUCAUUGCCUGGGCACUGUACUAUCUCUUCAAUUCCUUCUCCUCGACCCUGCCCUGGCAGAGCUGUGACAACAGCUGGAACACCGAACGAUGUUUCUCCAACUACUCUCUGAACGACACCACCAACCUGACCAGCACCGUCACCGAGUUCUGGGAGAGGAACAUGCAUCAGAUCACAGGCGGUCUGGGCGAGCCAGGAACUGUCCGCUGGCCAUUGGCGUGCACACUGGCGCUCUCCUGGGUCAUGGUGUACUUCUCCAUCUGGAAGGGAGUGGAGUGGACUGGCAAGGUGGUCUACUUCUCUGCUACCUACCCUUACUUCAUGCUGGUGAUACUGUUUUUCCGAGGGAUCACCCUUCCCGGGGCCGUGGACGGCAUCCGUUUCUACAUCACACCCGACUUCAGCAAACUCUCCAACUCAGAGGUCUGGAUGGACGCGGCCACUCAGAUCUUCUUCUCCUAUGGCCUCGGUCUGGGAUCUCUGAUUGCUCUGGGAAGUUACAACUCCUUCAAUAACAACGUCUACAGAGAUUCCAUCAUUGUCUGCGGCAUUAAUUCUUUCACCAGCAUGUUUGCCGGUGUCGUCAUUUUCUCCAUCGUUGGCUUCAUGUCGCACAUCACCAAAAGACCCAUCCAGGAGUUGGCAGCUUCCGGGCCGGGGCUCGCCUUCCUGGCCUAUCCACAGGCUGUCACUCAGCUCCCUAUGUCUCCCAUCUGGUCAAUCCUCUUCUUCUCCAUGCUGGUCAUGUUGGGAUUGGACAGUCAGUUCUGCACGGUGGAAGGUUUUAUCACCGCCCUGGUAGACGAAUAUCCGCAACUUCUGAGGAGCAGGAAAAAGAUCUUCAUUGCUGUCGUCUGCGUCAUUUCCUUCAUUAUCGGCCUCUCUAACAUUACCCAGGGUGGAAUCUACGUGUUCAAACUGUUUGACUAUUACUCGGCCAGCGGAAUGUGUCUACUCUUCCUGGUUUUCUUUGAAACAGUGUCCAUAUCAUGGUGUUAUGGUGUUGACCGCUUCUACCAGGACAUUGAAGAAAUGAUCGGGUACCAGCCUUGCUCAUGGUGGAAACUCUGCUGGGCUUAUUUCACCCCCUUUGUCUGUCUGGGCGUCUUCAUUUUCAGCGCUGUGGAGAUGACGCCCCUCACCCUGGGGCGAUACGUGUACCCUUCAUGGGGCCAGGGCAUUGGCUGGCUCAUGGCUCUGUCGUCCAUGGUACUGAUACCCAGUUAUAUGUUGUACCUGUUUCUCACCUCCUCCGGCACCUUCAGCCAGCGCCUCCGUGAAAUGACGCAGCCACAGAUGGAGCGAGUGAUGCUGAAAAACGGUCUGCGUCCCAGGAUCAGCCUGGAUGGAACCUCCAGAGACAUCCCAGGAGUGUGAUUUUUGGACCCUCAUUGUACACUGCGCCCCUCACAUAUGCUUCCCAUUGGAUUCCACACUCACCGUUCCUUUCCGUUAGUUUUAGGACCCAACAGGAAGACCACUGCUUAGUCACCGUGACAGA
Messenger RNA from Nanorana parkeri, 1921 nucleotides. RefSeq names its product sodium- and chloride-dependent GABA transporter 1-like. Lineage: Eukaryota; Metazoa; Chordata; Amphibia; Anura; Dicroglossidae. The record is from RefSeq and is a predicted model, not a curated record. The coding region runs from base 1 to 1797 and encodes 598 amino acids. Gene Ontology annotation, cellular component: plasma membrane. Gene Ontology annotation, molecular function: gamma-aminobutyric acid:sodium:chloride symporter activity. Gene Ontology annotation, biological process: sodium ion transmembrane transport; neurotransmitter transport. The transcript has 14 exons.